GGCUGCUCACCCUGCGGGCGUCCGAAAAGCGGGUUGGCGGCCCGCUCUGCAGUUUUUACUGAUAGAGUAGUGCCAGCAAGAUUUCUGUGGCGUAGAAUAACUCUUGAAGACACAGAAAAAGUUUGCCGUACACAAGGAUGGAUUUCACGGAGGCCUAUUCCGAUCGAUGCUCUGCCGUGGGGCUUGCAGCCAGAGAAGGAGAUGUUAAAAUGCUGAGGAAACUAAUUAAGCAGGGAUACAGCAUCGAUGUUCCCGAUAACAGGGGGUGGGUGCCAAUCCACGAAGCAGCAGCUCGCAAUUCGAGUGAAUGUCUGAGGCUGCUAGUUCGUGCAGCUCCAUCUGAUGACUACAUAAAUUCAAAGACGUUUGAAGGGAUGUGUGCGCUGCACCUUUCGGCACGCCACGGGGCUUUGGAGAGCGUCCGUGUUCUUCUGGAAGCUGGGGCUGAUCCCAAUGAAGUUACCACUGAAGCAACCACCCCACUGUUCCUAGCUGUUGAAAAUGGACACGCAGACAUUGUAAAGUUUCUGCUCCAACACGGAGCAAACGUUAAAGGACUUCAUUCUUGGUCUGGAUGGAAUUCUUUGCACCAAGCUUCUUUUCAGGGAUGCACUGAGAUAAUGAAAAUACUUCUGGAGAAAGGGGCGAGCAAGGAAUGUAAGGAUGACUUUGGAAUUACACCUUUAUUUGUUGCUGCUCAGUAUGGAAAACUGGAGAGUUUAAGACUGCUUGUAUCCCACGGUGCAGAUAUAAACUGUCAAGCCAAGGACAAAGCCACUCCCCUGCUGAUUGCUGCGCAGGAGGGCCACGCAGAAUGUGUGGAACUGCUGUUAUCAAAAGGGGCAGAUCCAAAUCUGUACUGCAACGAGGAUAACUGGCAGCUACCUAUUCACGCAGCGACUCAAAUGGGCCAUAAGAAGAUAUUAGAGUUGCUAAUACCAGUUACUGAUCGGAUUUGUGACAAAGGCAAAGGCAAAGUGAGCCCUGUGUAUUCAGCAGUAUAUGGCGGUAAUAAAGACUGUUUGGAAAUGUUACUUAAAGCGGGUUACAGUCCAGAUGCUCAAGAGUGCCUUAACUUCGACUGCAGAUCACCCAUGUGUAUGGUCUUCCAAAAAGAGUUUUUUUAUUUCAUUGAUGUUUUCCUGAAAUAUGGGAUCACCUUACUUGGGAUUAAUUUGGGAUAUUGCCUGUUCCAUGAAAAGUUUACUUUGUUUCAACGCUUCUUGAAGCGGGGCUGUUUGCUGCCUUCUGGGGACCAGUUAUCGGAGUUCAUCAGUUACGCGGUUAAAGCGCAUGAGGAGUACAAGGAAUGGCUGCCUUACCUGCUCUUGGCUGGUUUUAAUCCAGUGAAUUUAAUGCGCAGAUUCUGGAUCUUCUCUGUGAGCGAGAAUGCCCUUAAUUUCAUCCUGGAGUUCACAAACUGGAAGAGGCUUCCUCCAGCUGUAGAGCAAGACCUUUCAGACUACAAAGAGAAGUUCGCUUGGACUCCCAAGAGCCAUUUUGCCUUCAUUCCUUCCCUGUCUCAUCUUUGUCGUCUUGAGAUCCGGUCCAUUUUAACUAGCGAACGCCUGCGAUCGGACCGGUUUAUCCGGGAAUUGCCGCUGCCAGCUUGUCUCCAGGACUACCUUCUCUACUUAGAUGUACUGCGAGUCAACGCUAUCCCAGAAGCGGAGGAUUAUCUGGGGCAGAGAGAGGAGGGAGCUCCCUCUGCCAGUCACUCCAGCGCUGAAGAUGCAGAGAGGGGACACGCCUGUAACGCCGGUGUUAGAUGAUGGCGCUGCCAGCGACUGA
Molecule: messenger RNA, 1791 nt
Organism: Egretta garzetta (little egret)
Lineage: Eukaryota; Metazoa; Chordata; Aves; Pelecaniformes; Ardeidae
Gene: ASB3
Product: ankyrin repeat and SOCS box containing 3
Exons: 11
Coding region: 138-1772 (544 amino acids)
Biological process (GO): intracellular signal transduction
Molecular function (GO): protein binding
Source: RefSeq, a predicted model, not a curated record